AUGGCGGAACAACUCCCUGAUGAGCUUCUAAAAGAGAUAUUGUCACCGCUGCUUGACGUAUCUGAAGAAAAGUUUCUAGACUCUUCUGAGCUCGCAAAAUCUCCUUUUUCCCUUUCUCCCCUAUCGUCGUCGGUUGUCCUGGAAGUCUGCAAGAGCUGGCUGCGCGUCUCCACCCCCUUGCUCUAUCGUGUCGUCGUCCUUCGGUCCAAUGCUCAGGCCAAAGCCUUAGAGCGUGCACUGAAAAGUAACAAAUCAUUUGGUCUAUUCAUCAAGAAGCUGCGCGUGGAGGGAGGGUAUGGGGGAGCAAUGAAGACGAUUAUCCAGGCCUCGCCGAACAUCGCGCACCUGUGGAUUACAUUGGCUUUGAGGUCCGAGGGGAACGUAUCUGGCUUGUGCCUUUCGCUUUCGAGUAUCAACCCGUCGCACGUUACGUUGCAUGAUUCUAGGUACGAGGCUCGGAAUGCCCAGGUGUUCAAGCUCGCCGAGACGCUACGCAAUUGUUUGGAGAAAUGGACGAAACUGACCACGGUUGAUCUACCAUAUCUUUCAGAUCACCGUGCCGCCCUUCGUGCGGACUCACUUGCACAAUCCUUGGUUGUCUCGAAAUCCCUCAAAACUGUCAAUGCACUCACCAGGACUUACUAUUCCGUCCCUUCAUGGCUUCGGAUCCUUGGCGACAGCACCACCCUCGAGUCUAUCCACUUACUACCGACAACCUUCGCGUCCUUUCUAUCUCAGCUCCAACAGCUUCCAAGGUUACAGAGUCUGGUGGUCUUCGAAGAGGUCUCACCCAGAGGCUCACGUUCGUCUAUGGAGUUUGAACCAUCAAAUGACUCAAGUCUGGGCCCCACCUUGAUACCUAGCAACUUCACCUUUAGUCCCAUGCGCGUAACGCCCCUUUUGCACGUAUCGCAAGACUUGCGUGAUCGCGUCUGGGAUUUGGUCAUUCAGUUCGCGAUUGGAAUCAAUGCCCUCGAAGAUGAGCGCCUACCGACAUCAGGUGAUUCCUUAACAUGGAACAAAACACGUUUUGCGCUUUGUCGUGUCUCGAAAUACUUCAAAACGCUGGUCGAGCCAUAUCUAUACGCGUAUCCCAUCUUUAGAGGCAUGGACUCAAUACGUGGCUUUGCUGCCCGCCUCAAGGAGGACCCGUCUCUGCGAACGCGCCUCCGAGCUCUGUACAUGUCGGGUUAUACCUUCUAUCCUCAAGAUGAUAUACAAGAUACUCUUCAGCAAACUUUCGAAGAUGGCGCAGUCGCCCACCAGAACAAGAUGGCAGUUGUUCGCGUGAUUGGUUUAGGCGGUGCCAGAUACUGUACGCGCAUUCGUUGGGAUGUAUUCGAAUCUAUGGCGUCAGCCAGUGGUCCAACCAUCGUUUCCCUUCGUAACCUUCAUAUCGAGAGUCCGACAAAGAAACGGCAGAACCCGUCCGUCUUCUCCAAGUUUUCUGCGCUUCGCAUCCUUGCAGGCGCGGUUCUGGUUGAAUUCUCGGAGAGUCCGAAGAACAUUAACCGAGAUAAUCUUCCGAAUCUGGAGCACCUUGAGCUGAUGGCGGCCUCUCCUUCGUGCUUAAAGGUGCUCUCAGUGAUGAAAUUACCGAUGUUGCAUACCAUGUCCCUUCCGUCGUCGAAGGGUAAAGCAUUGCUCUUUCUGGAAUCGCAUGGUUCCAAACUACGUGUCCUGGACAUUGAACUAGAGCAUGAAGUGAAAGCAGAGAACCUCUCCGUCUUCGAUCUUUGUCCAAACUUGGUCUCUUUGACUAUGAGGGUGUUCAAAAAUACUCAGGGUCUCCUCAAUCCUGCCAGCCAAUUCAAACAGUUGAAGCUCACAAAGAUCGUCUUGCUGAAGAAUCCAGCUAUCAAUUACAAGAGAUUCGACCAUAAAAUUCACGCCAGUUUCUUUGAAGCCAUCGACGCCAAGAAGAAUUUUCCUGUUCUCCAAGAAAUACAGGUAGACUUUUGCGAGUGGCCGACCCUCGAGCAUGAGAUAAAGAAGAGUGUCUGGCCUAGGUGGGCCGAACAUCUGGCAACACAUAAUAUUAGGUUGACAGACAAGGAUGGACGGCAUUGGAGGCCUCGGUUGCAGUCGUAGAGACGCCGAUGAUGCCAGUGCGCGCACCACCAGUCGACGGAAAGCUUGCACGUGGUAUUUCGAAGCACGUCCUGAAUCAAUUUGACCGCCCCCUAAUGACCUCCUCAUUCUGACCUUUUCCCCCUCAAAGGUUGAUGGAUGGGGAACAACAAGCACAAUGUCUAUCCACUAAGUAAUCAUUCUAUCACGUUGACCUAUUUAGGUACUAAAAACCCUUUCUGGUGUUCUUGAUAUCGAGUAUAUGUGUCGUAUGAUUGAGCACCUGUACUCAUUAUCCAGCUGACGAAAAUAUUGUUCAGAU
This is a messenger RNA of Laccaria bicolor S238N-H82, 2392 nucleotides long. RefSeq lists its product as uncharacterized. Bases 1 to 2091 code for a protein of 696 amino acids. The transcript is spliced from 8 exons. The record is from RefSeq and is a predicted model, not a curated record. Lineage: Eukaryota; Fungi; Basidiomycota; Agaricomycetes; Agaricales; Hydnangiaceae.